ACUUUCAACACCUCAGCCAUUCAACAGGGCACAAUCGCCUACACCAACAACAUGGACGUCAACAACUCCACCCAUGGAGUUAAAUACUGUUUCUCACAAUACGCCUGUGUCUGCUCUCCAUGGACCUGUCCAAACCAGUUUGUCACCUGAUAUUACCACAAGCCAACCGGAAUCAGUGGUAAACCAUGGCCCAUCUCCUAUGGAUGGAGAUGAAAAUUCAUCUUUUGUUGGGUCUGGCGCUUCCACAUUGGUGCAUAAUGUGUCAGGACUGAUGAAUUCCUCAACAGGAUCAGUGACUGUAACACAGAUUCACACUGACCCCACACAAACUCUUUCACCCUUGAUUACAGCUCAGUCCAGCAGAGCUCUGACAAUGCCAGAGUUUAGCUCACCUUUACCAACUUCAACUGGGAUGGAUACAGUGGUAUCCAGAGAUAACGCUUCAGCAUCACUGCAAGAAACCCACAAAUCUGUAACCCUGAAAAUUGUUAACACAUCUACAAAUACAUUUGUGACUGGCAUGGCAGCCACACCUAAGGACUUAGAUGUCACAGAUUACAGCACACCAACCAGCAUUCCACAGUUAUCACAAACGGAUUCUAUGUUAACAUCUACACACAAAUCCCAAAAAAAUACAGACACAGAGAGGCCAAAUUUAACUUCAGACAAAUCUAACAAUAUAUCUGAGACACUGAAUUCAACAGCUUUAUUUAACUUCAAAGCCAUGAAUACAAGUUUGAGCCCAUCUGCGUCAGCAGUAUCUUCAUCAUCAGUGACUUCACAAACACUAACCUCGGCAUCAUUAACAACAGAAUUACCCACAGCUACAAAACAAACUGCUGAAUCAACAGCAAUUCACAUCACACCAACACAUAGUGAAUCAGUGACCACAACAACACAAACGACACCAACUAUGCAAACAGCAUCCACAACACAAACUGUUUCCGCAACCUUACCGACACAAUCUAUUCCACCCACAAUAGAAUCAGCAACAACACCAACACAAGUUACAGCAUCAGAGAUUUCAGAAGCACAAAGACCGACACAAAAUACACUUGUAACCACACAAUCAGCAACUUCAGCAGAAGCUGCACCAUCUGUAACAACCAUUUCAGUGACUUCACAACCAUCAACAUCAUUAACAACAGACCAAACUGCUGAAUCAACAGCAAUUCACAGCUCAACACACAUUGGAUCAGUGACUACAACAGAACAAACUACACCACCUAUGACAACAGCAUCCACAACACAAACUGUUCUCGCAACUUUACCAACACAAUCAAUUCCGCCAACAAUAGAAUCAGCAACAACACCAACACAGGUUACAGCAUCAGAGCUUUCACAACCACAAAGACCGACACAAAUUACAGUUGGAACCACACAAUCAGCAACUUCAGCAGAAGCUGCACCAUCUGUAACAACCAUUUCAGUGACUUCACAACCAUCGACCUCAUUAACAACAGAGCAAACUGCUGAAUCAAUAGCAAUUCACAGCACAUCAACACAUAGUGAAUCAGUGACCAGAACAACACAAACUACACCACCUAUCACAACAGCAUCCACAACACAAACUGUAUCCGCAACCUUACCAACACAAUCUAUUCCGCCCACAAUAGAAUCAACAACAACACCAACACAAGUUACAGCAUCAGAGAUUUCACCACCACAAAGACUGACACAAAUUACAGUUGUAACCACACAAUCAGCAACUUCAGCAGAAGCUGCACCAUCUGUAUCAACCAAAUCUGUGACUUCACAAAGAUCAACAUCAGCAUCAUUAACAACAGAGCAAACUACUGAAUCAACAGCAAUUCAUAGCACAACACACAUUGGAUCAGUGACUACAACAGAACAAACUGCACAACCUAUGACAACAGCAUCCACAACACAAACUGUUUCCACAACCGUACCAACACAGUCUAUUCCGCCCACAAUAGAAACAGCAACACCAACACAGAUUACAGUUGUAACCACUCAAUCAGCAACUUCAACAGCAGCUGAACCAUCUGUAACAACCAAAUCAGUGACUUCACAACCAGCAACAUCAACAACAGUAACAGAGCAACCUACAGCUGCAAAACAAAAUGCUGAAUCAACAGCAAAUCAACUCACAACACCAACACACAGUGAAUCAGUGACCACAACAACACAAACUACACCACCUAUGACAACAGCAUCCACAACACAAACUGUUUCCGCAACCUUACCGACACAAUCUAUUCCACCCACAAUAGAAUCAGCAACAACACCAACACAAGUUACAGCAUCAGAGAUUUCAGAAGCACAAAGACCGAUACAAAAUACACUUGUAACCACACAAUCAGCAACUUCAGCAGAAGCUGCACCAUCUGUAACAACCAUUUCAGUGACUUCACAACCAUCGACAUCAUUAACAACAGACCAAACUGCUGAAUCAACAGCAAUUCACAGCACAUCAACACACCUUGGAUCAGUGACUACAACAGAACAAACUACACCACCUAUGACAACAGGAUCCACAACACAAACUGUUCUCGCAACCUUACCAACACAAUCAAUUCCGCCAACAAUAGAAUCAGCAACAACACCAACACAGGUUACAGCAUCAGAGCUUUCACAACCACAAAGACCGACACAAAUUACAGUUGGAACCACACAAUCAGCAACUUCAGCAGAAGCUGCACCAUCUGUAACAACCAUUUCAGUGACUUCACAACCAUCGACCUCAUUAACAACAGAGCAAACUGCUGAAUCAACAGCAAUUCACAGCACAUCCACACAUAGUGAAUCAGUGACCACAACAACACAAACUACACCACCUAUGGCAACAGCAUUCACAACACAAACUGUUUCCACAACAGUACCAACACAAUCUAUUCCGCUCACUAUAGAAUCAGCAACAACACCAACACAAGUUACAGCAUCAGAGAUUUCACCACUACAAACACAAAUUACAGUUGUAACCACAAAAUCAGCAACUUUAUUUGAAGCUGCACCAUCUGUAACAACCAAAUCUGUGACUUCACAACCAUCAACAUCAGCAUCAUUAACAACAGAGCAAACUGCGGAAUCAACCGCAAUUCACAGCACAACACACUUUGGAUCAGUGACUACAACAGAACAAACUACACCACCUAUGACAACAGCAUUCACAACGCAAACUGUUUCCACAAGAGUACCAACACAAUCUAUUCCGCCCACAAUAGAAUCAGUAACAACACAAACACAAGUUACAGCAUCAGAGAUUUCACCACCACAAAGACAGACACAAAUUACAGUUGUAACCACACAAUCAGCAACUUCAGCAGAAGCUGCACCAUCUGUAACAACCAAAUCUGUGACUUCACAACCAUCAUCAUUAUUAACAACAGAGCAAACUGCUGAAUCAACAGCAAUUCACACCACAUUAACACAUAUUGAAUCAAUGACCACAACAGAACAAACUGCACAACCUAUGACAACAGCAUUCACAACGCAAAUUGUUUCCACAAUCGUACCAACACAAUCUAUUCCGCCCACAAUAGAAACAGCAACACCAACACAGAUUACAGUUGUAACCACUCAAUCAGCAACUUCAACAGCAGCUGAACCAUCUGUAACAACCAAAUCAGUGACUUCACAACCAGCAACAUCAACAACAGUAACAGAGCAACCUACAGCUGCAAAACAAACUGCUGAAUCAACAGCAAUUCAACUCACAACACCAACACACAGUGAAUCAGUGACCACAACAACACAAACUACACCACCUAUGACAACAGCAUCCACAACACAAACUGUUUCCGCAACCUUACCGACACAAUCUAUUCCACCCACAAUAGAAUCAGCAACAACACCAACACAAGUUACAGCAUCAGAGAUUUCAGAAGCACAAAGACUGAUACAAAAUACACUUGUAACCACACAAUCAGCAACUUCAGCAGAAGCUGCACCAUCUGUAACAACCAUUUCAGUGACUUCACAACCAUCGACAUCAUUAACAACAGACCAAACUGCUGAAUCAACAGCAAUUCACAGCUCAACACACAUUGGAUCAGUGACUACAACAGAACAAACUACACCACCUAUGACAACAGCAUCCACAACACAAACUGUUCUCGCAACCUUUCCAACACAAUCAAUUCCGCCAACAAUAGAAUCAGCAACAACACCAACACAGGUUACAGCAUCAGAGCUUUCACAACCACAAAGACCGACACAAAUUACAGUUGGAACCACACAAUCAGCAACUUCAGCAGAAGCUGCACCAUCUGUAACAACCAUUUCAGUGACUUCACAACCAUCGACCUCAUUAACAACAGAGCAAACUGCUGAAUCAACAGCAAUUCACAGCACAUCCACACAUAGUGAAUCAGUGACCACAACAACACAAACUACACCAUCUAUGGCAACAGCAUUCACAACACAAACUGUUUCCACAACAGUACCAACACAACCUAUUCCGCUCACAAUAGAAUCAGCAACAACACCAACACAAGUUACAGCAUCAGAGAUUUCACCACUACAAACACAAAUUACAGUUGUAACCACAAAAUCUGCAACUUUAUUUGAAGCUGCACCAUCUGUAACAGCCAAAUCCAUGACUUCACAACCAUCAACAUCAGCAACAGUAACAGAGCAACCCACAGCUGCAAAACAGACUACUGAAUCAACAGCAAUUCAAGUCACAACACCAACACACAGUGAAUCAGUGACCACAACAACACAAACUACACCAUCUAUGACAACAGCAUUCACAACACAAACUGUAUCCGCAACCUUACCAACACAAUCUAUUCCGCCCACAAUAGAAUCACCAACAACACCAACGCAAGUUACAGCAUCAGAGAUUUCAGAAGCACAAACACCGACACAAAUUACAGUCAUUUCCACAAAAUCAGCAACUUUAGCAGAAGCUGCACCAUCUGUAACAACCAAAUCUGCAUCAUUAACAACAGAGCAAACUACUGAAUCAACAGCAAUUCAUAGCACAACACACAUUGGAUCAGUGACUACAACAGAACAAACUGCACAACCUAUGACAACAGCUUCCACAACACAAACUGUUUCCACAACCGUACCAACACAAUCUAUUCCGCCCACAAUAGAAACAGCAACACCAACACAGGUUACAGUUGUAACCACUCAAUCAGCAACUUCAACAGAAGCUGAACCAUCUGUAACAACUAAACCAGUGACUUCACAACCAUCAACAUCAGCAACAGUAACAGAAGCACAAAGACCGACACAAAAUACACUUGUAACCACACGAUCAGCAACUUCAGCAGAAGCUGACCCAUCUGUAACAACCAAAUCUGGGAUUUCACAACCACCAGCAUCAUCAUUAACAACAGAGCAAACUGCUGAAUCAACAGCAAUUCACAGCACAUUAACACAUAGUGAAUCAGUGACCACAACAACACAAACUACACCACUUAUGGCAACAGAAUUCACAACACAAACGGUUUCCACAACCAGACCAACACAAUCAAUUCCGCUCAAAAUAGAAUCAGCAACAACACCAACACAAGUUACAGCAUCAGAGAUUUCACAACCACAAAGUCUGACACAAAUUACAGUUGUGACCACACAAUCAGCAACUCCAGCAGAUGCUGCACCAUCCGUAUCAACCAAGUCAGUGACAUCAGAGCAAACUGCUGUAUCAACAGCAAUUCAUAGCACAUCAACACAUAGUGAAUCAGUGAUCACAACAACACUGCAGCCUUUGUCAUUUUCCUCUGACGCAUCAACCAUAAAUUCUGCCAAAGCCAACACAACGCAGCUGCAAGUUUAUCCUAAUUCUGUUCCCUUAUCCCCGAAAAAUAUAGUGUUCUUCCAUCAUAGCCCCAAAGUUGCUGCUGUGAGGUCCCUUACCUUUGAAUAUCCAACUGUGAUCUGGACCACUUUCCCAGUUUUGAAUGCCUUCAAUGCAGACUCUGAGAGCAACACAGUUGAGAUUCCCACAUUGCCACCAGAAGUGUGAAGUAGACACUGAAGGCUUGAAAUCCUUAUUUUGAACAAACAAUACAAAAUAAUGCUUGUGAAACUUACAAGUCACAUGUUACAACCCCUGCUAAAUACAUCCCGAGAUAAGAAGAUGUAAUGUAGGUGAUGUCACUGAUACACUUGAGGUUUCUCACACUGAAUAUUAGUUUUCCUAGUACAGCUGUCUAUUGAUUAUGUUCAGCCAACUGUUAAAUAGUUUAAACAUUAGCUGCAACCACAAAUAGCCUAGAUAUAUCACUCAGCUACCAAUGCUUGGAUUGUUAUAACAAGCCAGGCACUGAAUGAUGUCCAUAGAGUUUAUUCCUAUGUUUGUGGUGGCAGGGCCGGUUCUAGCCCCUUGGUUGCCCUAGGCGAGAUUGAGUUUUGCAUCCCCCAUUUUGAGCAUUAAAUACUUCAUUUCCUGCAUUCUGGUGAAUAUGUAUUGCUGAAUAUGCACUUAUUUUUCAUUACCUUUUUCUGAAUCAAUUUAUGCUGGAAAUAUCUUUAUCU
Perca fluviatilis (European perch) is the source of this 6453-nucleotide messenger RNA. RefSeq names its product mucin-2-like. The record is from RefSeq and is a predicted model, not a curated record. The transcript is spliced from 3 exons. Bases 74 to 5941 code for a protein of 1955 amino acids. NCBI's taxonomy places the organism in Eukaryota, Metazoa, Chordata, Actinopteri, Perciformes, Percidae.